This is a messenger RNA of Caretta caretta (loggerhead turtle), 1489 nucleotides long. RefSeq names its product abhydrolase domain containing 1 (gene ABHD1). Gene Ontology annotation, molecular function: monoacylglycerol lipase activity; acetylesterase activity. NCBI's taxonomy places the organism in Eukaryota, Metazoa, Chordata, Testudines, Cheloniidae. The record is from RefSeq and is a predicted model, not a curated record. Gene Ontology annotation, biological process: medium-chain fatty acid biosynthetic process; medium-chain fatty acid catabolic process.
CUGCCCCUCACAAACAUGGAUGCCGUCCUGGCUGCCCCUGCCCCUCACAAACAUGGCUGCCGGCCGGGGCGGGGCCUGCCCCUCACAAACAUGGAUGCCGGCCUGGCUGCCCCUGCCCCUCACAAACAUGGCUGCCGGUCGGGGCGGGGCCAGCGCAGGGCGGCCGGGAGCCGGGAGGAGCCAGAUUCCGGCGGCCGCAGGAUGUGCGGGGCGCUGGGGUCCCUGCCCGACCUGCUGCUCCGGGGCUGGGGGGAGCCGCUGCGGGUGCUGCUGGCGGCCAGCGCCGCCUUCCUCUGCUACUACUGGGUGCGCGUCCCGCAGAGGCCCCUGCUGGUGGGCGGGCUGCCGUUCCGUGCCUUCCUGGAGACACACUGCCCCAUUGUCAGCGAGCCCUUCUACCCCACGCCCUGGUGCUACGAGGGCCGGCUCCAGACUCUGCUCCGCUUCUUCCUCCAGUCCCGGCCCCUGGUCUCUUACCGCAGUGAGUUGCUCCACACAGCGGAUGGAGGGCAGCUGCUGCUGGACUGGGCGGACAAUGCAGAGAGCCAGCGGUACCCGGAGCCUGGCACACGCCCCACCAUCCUGCUGCUGCCAGGCCUCACCAGCAACAGCCAGGCCACCUACAUCCUGCACCUGGUGCAGCAGGCCUCCCACGCGGGGUACAGGACUGUCGUGUUCAAUAACAGAGGGUGCAAGGGGGAGGAUCUGCUGACCCCCAGAGCCUUCUGCGCUAGCAACACGGAGGACCUGCAGACCGUGGUCACCCACAUCAAGGCCCAGCACCCGCGGGCACCACUCCUGGCUGUGGGUGUCUCGCUAGGCGGGAUCCUGGUGCUGAAGUACCUGGCGCAGCGGGGACACGACACGGGGCUGGUGGCGGCCCUGACCUUGUCCGUCCCCUGGGACACCGUGGAGUCCAGCCGCUCGCUGGAGGAGCCGCUCAACGGCCUGCUCUUCAACCGGCACCUCACGGCCAACCUGCUCCGCCUCGUCAACCGGCACAGGAAGGUGAUUGCAGAGAAGGUGGAUGUGGAUCACGUACUGAAGGCACGCAGCAUCCGGGAGUUUGACGAGCGCUACACGGCCGUGGUGUUCGGCUACGGGACGUGUGCCGAGUACUACCGGGCCGCCAGCCCCUCGCACUUCGUGCAUGCCGUGCGCCUGCCCGUGCUCUGCCUCAACGCGGCCGACGACCCCUUCUCGCCGCUGCAGGCCAUGCCCCUGGCCGCGGUGCGGCGCCUCCCCACGGUGGCGGUGCUGGUGACGGUGCACGGCGGGCACGUCGGCUUCCUGGAGGGGCUCUUCCCACGGCACGGGAGCUACAUUCACCGCGUCUUCGCCCAGUUCGUCACGGCCGCCUUCGAGCACAGCCAGGAGCUGAGCCGCAGCCUGAGGGCAGGGGACGGGGCCAGCUGCGUGACGCCCCAGCACUGAGGCAGGCGGGCCCCAGAGCAGGCUGCAGCCCCCCAAUAAACCUCCUGCCUGGCUA